GCAGGAGAAGAAGACGCGUGUGUUGUUCCUGUCGCGGUGUGUCUUCAGUUUCUCAUCGCACCGCAGUGUUAGCACAUUUCAAUAAUGUCUAUCGAAAUAGAGUCAGCGGACGUGAUCCGUCUGAUCAUGCAGUACCUGAAGGAAAACAGCUUGCAUCGGACAUUAGCAACACUCCAGGAGGAGACAACGGUGUCCCUUAACACUGUGGACAGUAUUGAGAGUUUUGUAGCAGAAAUAAACAGCGGUCAUUGGGACACUGUACUUCAAGCUAUACAGUCCCUCAAACUCCCAGACAAGACCCUAAUCGACCUUUACGAACAGGUUGUUCUUGAGCUGAUUGAACUGAGAGAGUUGGGAGCUGCCAGGUCUUUGUUGAGACAGACAGAUCCCAUGAUCAUGCUGAAACAAACCCAACCUGAGCGAUACAUCCAUCUGGAGAAUCUUCUGGCUCGCUCGUACUUUGACCCCAGAGAGGCAUACCCUGAUGGUAGCAGUAAGGAGAAGCGCAGAGCAGCCAUUGCUCAGGCUCUGGCCGGUGAGGUCAGCGUGGUGCCGCCCUCACGUCUGAUGGCUCUGCUCGGACAGUCUCUAAAGUGGCAGCAGCACCAGGGUCUCCUGCCUCCUGGUAUGACCAUCGACUUGUUCAGAGGUAAAGCAGCCGUGAAGGACGUAGAGGAGGAAAAGUUCCCUACGCAGCUCACCAGACAUAUCAAGUUCGGUCAGAAGUCUCACGUGGAGUGCUCGCGCUUCUCUCCUGACGGUCAGUAUCUGGUCACAGGAUCUGUGGAUGGAUUCAUCGAGGUGUGGAAUUUCACCACCGGAAAGAUCAGAAAGGAUCUGAAGUAUCAGUCUCAGGAUAACUUCAUGAUUAUGGACGAUGCCGUGCUCUGCAUGUCUUUCAGUCGAGAUACUGAGAUGUUGGCCACGGGAGCUCAGGAUGGAAAAAUUAAGGUGUGGAAGAUCCAGAGCGGCCAGUGUCUGCGUCGCUAUGAGCGCGCUCACAGUAAAGGUGUCACCUGUCUCAGCUUCAGUAAGGACAGCACACAGAUACUAUCUGCUUCCUUUGACCAGACCAUCAGGAUUCACGGGCUGAAAUCAGGCAAGUGUUUGAAAGAGUUUAGAGGUCAUUCUUCAUUCGUAAACGAAGCCACGCUUACUCCUGACGGACAUCACGUCAUCAGCGCCUCUUCUGAUGGAACCGUGAAGGUAUGGAACAUGAAGACCACGGAGUGCACCAACACGUUCAAAUCUCUGGGGACGUCUGCCGGUACGGACAUCACGGUUAACAACGUGAUCCUGCUUCCGAAAAACCCUGAACAUUUCGUGGUUUGUAACCGAUCCAACACUGUGGUCAUUAUGAACAUGCAGGGUCAGAUUGUGAGGAGUUUCAGCUCUGGUAAAAGAGAAGGAGGUGAUUUCGUGUGCUGUACCCUGUCACCACGUGGAGAAUGGAUCUACUGUGUAGGAGAGGACUUUGUGCUUUACUGCUUCAGCACGGUCACAGGAAAACUCGAGAGAACCUUGACUGUUCAUGAGAAGGACGUCAUCGGUAUCGCCCACCACCCACAUCAAAAUUUGAUUGCCACAUACAGUGAGGAUGGACUGCUCAAACUCUGGAAGCCAUAAUGUCACGAUCAUGUGACUUCUGCAUGGGGUUUCUGAUUGGUUGGGGCUAGCAGGAAAGCACGAUUAGAUGUGUUCGACUUUGCACGCUGAUCCAAGAACCGACAGGCGGAUGACAUUAAAGUAUCUCAAGUGUGAUUUGGAAGCAGUCGACUCCAUUUGAUUUCUCGUAUCGCCCUCGCAGUACUUGGAUGUCAUCCGCUGAUCUUGCAGUGCUUUAAUAAGUCAAACACACUUGUUAUCUUUCCUACCUUUUAUGCCAUUUUUUUUUUUUUGUACAUAACCUGUUUUUUAGUGCAGUGAAAAAUCUUUCGUUUUUCUACAAAUUUUCAAAUUUAAAAGAUUAGAUUUUUUUUAACGUCUGUGUAACUUAUGUUGUAACAAACUUUUGUUCUUUAGAUCUACCACCAAAUGAUUCCUUUCCAUUAAAUGUCUCAACUUUACAA
Paramisgurnus dabryanus is the source of this 2069-nucleotide messenger RNA. RefSeq names its product SMU1 DNA replication regulator and spliceosomal factor a (gene smu1a). The record is from RefSeq and is a predicted model, not a curated record. Gene Ontology annotation, molecular function: protein binding. Gene Ontology annotation, biological process: mRNA splicing, via spliceosome. Lineage: Eukaryota; Metazoa; Chordata; Actinopteri; Cypriniformes; Cobitidae.